AUGAUACGCGUUUAUGGCCAAAACAAAUUUAAUAAAGUAGCAGCAGACCCUCUUUUUGACUCAAUUUUUUAUUUUGAAAUUGAAUUUCAAAAUAUUGAAGAAGUUAAUAAAAGAGGGGAAAUGGCAUUAAUUGGACUUGACAGUAACAAAUCAACAAUACUUACUUUGUCUUGUUGUUGUUUAUUGCCUGAUAAGAUAACUAAAAGUGUAAAUAUUUCUGUUUUGGGAAAACUUGAAAAAAUUCGUUAUCCAAAUAUGUCCUGGAAAAGUGGAGAUGUUUGUGGGGUUGGAUUAGUUUAUCAAAAAGAAGAUAAUGUUGAUAAACGUCCAUAUGCUUUCUUUACUCUAAAUGGAGAAAUUUUUGGUAAAUAA
Molecule: messenger RNA, 372 nt
Organism: Meloidogyne enterolobii
Lineage: Eukaryota; Metazoa; Nematoda; Chromadorea; Rhabditida; Meloidogynidae
Source: the annotation of a GenBank genome assembly